AUGUACCGCCCGUUGAUUGGUUUUGCGGGCAUCCUGGUUGCAAACCUCGUUGCGGCCCUUGAUGCUGCCUCAUUAUCUGUUGCAUUGCCCACAAUUGCGAGCGAACUCCAAGCGACAAGCAUACAGGCCUAUUGGGCUGGGACUGCAUUUGUCCUCAGCUCCGCAGCGUGUCAACCGCUAUUUCCAGCAUUCUCCAAUGCGUUUGGACGACGAUCUGUCGUGAUCUUCGCCUUGUCGCUUCUAAUCCUAGGAUCGAUCGUAUGUGGUUCUGCUCAAGGGAUUUCUGCAUUGCUAGCAGGUAGAACUAUACAGGGAAUUGGUGGAGGUGGAAUUCUUGCGAUGACAUACACGAUCAUGACCGACCUUUUCACUCUAAGACGUCGAUCAGUGGCAGUUGCCGUCAAUGGGAUGGUCUGGUUGUUGGGCGCUGCUGUGGGACCAGUGAUGGGCGGGCUGCUGAGCACUUCUGCUUUGUGGCGAUGCAUCUUUUGGAUAUGUCUACCGCUACUGGUCAUAUCCCUUGUUCUGGUGAGCUUAUUCCUGGGAUCAAAGAAGGAUAACUCAGACCAACCUGAAGAAAAGCAUUUACCUGGUGCUUGUAAACGAAUCGAUUGGAUUGGCGUGGCAUCACUUGUCGCUUCCUUAACCGCGUUUCUUGUUCCGGUGUCAUGGGGAGGUAUCAUGUUCCCGUGGCAGUCUUGGCAAACCCUCGUACCGCUUGUAAUUGGACUCGUCGGAUUGGCCAGCUGGGUCUCGUACGAGCAUACUUUUCCAAGCCAACCCAUGGUGCCAUUGUCUCUAUUCAACAAUCGAACAACCUCAUGUGCUUUACUGGGCACUUUCGUGAUUGGCAUAAUUCAGUUCGGACUGGUCUUCUAUCUUCCACUGUACUAUCAGGUCGUCAAGGGGUACUCAGCCGUCAUCUCAGGCGUGGCACUAUUGCCAAUUACUCUUGUAUCCGGACUCUCUACCGCUAUCACUGGCAUGGUCAUCGCAAAGGCAGGGCGAUACAAGAUCUCGGUCCUUACAGGUUGGACCGUCCUUGCGCUCGGCUGUGGUCUCCUUGAGCUGCUCGACCUUCACACAAAAACCGCGGAAUGGAUCUUCAUCACAGCUGCCUCUGGUCUUGGCGGCGGAAUUCUCUUCACUGCUCUGACGAUGGCUGCACAAGCACAUGUCGCUCAGGAGCAUAUCGCCAUUGCAGCCGCCCUGACGCCCUUUGUUCGUGCUCUGGGUCAAGCAAUCGGCAUCACAGCUGGCAAUUCGAUCAUCCAAAACGGCCUGAAACGGAAUCUACAGAAGUCGUCCUUCGAUCGGCUUCGUACAAACGCCGGUGCAGUCACCCGUCAUAUGGCCUCUCCGAAAUUCCUUCUUUCGACCUUUGCAACCUCCGAGGAUGAAGUAUCCGCGCUUCUCGCCGCAAUCAGCAAUGCGUUGAAGGAUUUUUGGUGGUUUCUUCUUGCCAUGGCGCUACUUGCUGGGUUGCUUUCCUUGAUGAUUGUCGAUCUCAACCUGGAAUUUACCGAGAAGAUGGACGAUGCGGUCGUGAUCUCGACGACUUCAAGUCGCUCUGAUUCGUCCUCAGAGGGCGGAUCGAUCGAACGCAAAUCGGCGCCAAGUGAUCAGGCGUGA
Messenger RNA from Dissoconium aciculare CBS 342.82, 1632 nucleotides. RefSeq names its product MFS general substrate transporter. Lineage: Eukaryota; Fungi; Ascomycota; Dothideomycetes; Mycosphaerellales; Dissoconiaceae. Gene Ontology annotation, molecular function: transmembrane transporter activity. Gene Ontology annotation, biological process: transmembrane transport. The coding region runs from base 1 to 1632 and encodes 543 amino acids. The transcript has 8 exons. The record is from RefSeq and is a predicted model, not a curated record.